AUUGCUUUGGCCUGCCUUUUUCUUCUACCCGGAAGCGUCCGGUGCUGUUUACAGUUAGCUAACACGAGUUUCAAAUGUUCGCGUCCAGGAAAGAGUGAAACAAGAUGAGCCAAGUGCAAAACGGAGCGGAAUUUGAGGGUAUUUCCGUUCACAAUUUCUCGGAAAAGAUUCUGGAGCAGGUUGUACACUUCCAUGUGAUGAAGCUGAGCGGCGGGUUUUUCCUGUGGGUCGGUUCGGCGCCGGUUCUGUCCAACCUCGCAGUGUCCAUGAGCAGCAGAUAUGAUUUGAUGCCGUUAUCCACAUUAGUGAUGGGGGACCCAUCCAACACAGCUCCCAAUUCCUUGGCACAGAGAUUAGCAAAGAAGACCAAAAAACAAGUAUUUGUCAGUUACAGUCUUCCAAUGACAGAUUCCAGCCUCGGCCUGUUGGUGGAGAACAGGAUCAAAAAGGAGCUGGAGCUGCACCCGGAGCAUUUCUGAACAUGCGUGACCCUCUGUAGGAAGGAGCUGCAGUGUACAGCAGCAGUGCUGUAAUACAGGAAUCAUACUCCAGGACAAACGGCCACAUCAAGUGUUCUUUUAUUGACAUAAUAAAUUAAGUAGUUUAUUAUCAAAACAUGUACUGUAGGCCUGGGGCUUUUUGUACAAAUGCGUCAUAUUAAAAAAAUAACACUUAGAAAACA
Molecule: messenger RNA, 682 nt
Organism: Archocentrus centrarchus (flier cichlid)
Lineage: Eukaryota; Metazoa; Chordata; Actinopteri; Cichliformes; Cichlidae
Gene: psmg4
Product: proteasome (prosome, macropain) assembly chaperone 4
Exons: 3
Coding region: 105-479 (124 amino acids)
Biological process (GO): proteasome assembly
Source: RefSeq, a predicted model, not a curated record